AUGGGCACGUUGUCUAGCUUGACAUUUCUUCCCCCGACAGACAAAACCAGUUACUCAACCGGGAUGUUGGAAACUAUCUACCGUUCAUCGACGUUUACCGACAGCCCGCUGAACACGCCGCCUCUCACUUCACGCCCGUAUCUCACAUACGUCCGACGUUUCGACGGCUCCAAUUUGUAUUACGCUCGGCAAGUUUACGCUUGGGAAAUGGAUUUGAAGUCUUUGGAACAUUUUGCGGAUCAGAACCCACAAUGGACUGAGAAAAGAACACCGCCCUAUCACGCUCAUGGUAUAAAGCAGUUCGAAAUACGAUUUCUCGAGGACCUGGUCACAAUCAGCAACGAGAACGGUCGGCAACCGAUGCUGAGAGAAGUCUCGAUAUAUCGCUGGAAAGACAGAGGCUCCUUCAUUCUCUCCUGUCACGCGCUGGAGCGUUUGUCGAUGACUUGGACCGAGGACUUGACCGCUGAAACCGGGAAACAAAUCAGCAAGAGUCUCCCAAGGCUAAAGCAUCUGGAAUUCCCUUUUACGGCGGACUCCACGGCGGGCUCACAACAGCUGGGCGAGUUCCUCUCUCACUUGAAUGCAGAUCAGCUGCACUAUUUCGAGUGCGGAGUCGGGGAAGUGCAUGCCCCCGUAUUUAGAGCCAUCGCUAAGCAGACAGAACUACGGUGUCUGGAGUUCCGCUUAGUCGAGAUCCCGCCCACCGAUCUGCUUCUGCUAAGUCCGCUCACGAACCUGACGUCGCUGACCCUGAAGUUCAACUCCUUUAUUCCUAGCUCGCGGCUCCGAGAGAAGUAUGAGCUGUGGGCCAGAGAAAAACGUAGGCAUAUUGCGAAUUGGAUCACGUCUUGCAGAAGUCUGAAGCGCCUUCACCUCUUCCGACUGCCGGACUUGAUCCCUGCCAUCGCGGACGCCCUCCCUCAUCUCCAACUCGAAAGGCUACACGUGUACCAUACCGGCAACCAUCCCGAUUUCUACCGCGCGCUCAAAACGCAGUAUCAUCUUACACAUAUCUUUAUAGCGGAAGAAUCGACUCGACCUCCUCCUAGAGAUCUCCGAUGUCGCAAGCUGGUCAUGGACGCAGUAUGCUCCAUGAAGGACCUGCGCGACUUAAGGCUCCACACAUCCUUCUCGUUGUAUUAUACACAGCUUCAAAUACUGGCAUGCUGCCAGCCUAAUCUUGAAUUCCUUUCCUUCGUUCAAAGCGGAGUAGAACAGCCUGCUUGGAUCUUGAGAGCCCUGGAGCUUUUCGAGAACCUCAAAAACCUGACUAUUCUGGGAAUGACGCGGUUCUCCGCACCAGAAAUUCUAGAGUGGAUUGAGAAGACUGGAUGCCAUCGUCGCAACGGAGGGUUCUUGCUGAGUCUGCCGUCUCAGGAGAAGGACAGCUGGUACCGCGCUGUGCCACCCGCCGAGCUUCCACCGAUGAGGACGAUUGGGAGAGACUCCUUUACCAGGCGCAUCAAGGAGCUGUUGAGGUUUUGUGCGGUGAAGGUUAGAGGCCCGGCAGAAACCGGGGAAUCAUGGCACGGAAACGAUUACCUUGAGUACGAGGAGUCCAUGUUCCAGAACCUUUGGGGAGAUGCGAGAAAGCCAACUGCAGUGUCGAUAUGGAGAGGACAUGUUCAAGCGGACCGUGAAACGAGUCUUCAUAUUGCUUAA
Messenger RNA from Colletotrichum gloeosporioides, 1665 nucleotides. RefSeq lists its product as uncharacterized. The coding region runs from base 1 to 1665 and encodes 554 amino acids. The transcript has a single exon. NCBI's taxonomy places the organism in Eukaryota, Fungi, Ascomycota, Sordariomycetes, Glomerellales, Glomerellaceae. The record is from RefSeq and is a predicted model, not a curated record.